GAAAAGGAAGCCGUCACAUUAGAAAACAAGAGCAAGACACCAGAUUUGAAAAUUUUAAUCCCAACUGAAAAAGCUGUUGAAAGACAAGUUGACGAAAGAGCUGAGAAAGAGGGAACAAAGAACGAAGGACCUGCGAUUGACACAUUGGGUGAGUACGCCCAGCAUGCCAGGCGGUCGCGUAGUCGACAACGGAAAGUUAUAAGUCCUGAUUCAGAAGAACCUGGAUUUGCUUCAGAACCUGAGAAGGAAAUUGAAAAAGAAGCUGAAAAACCACACGAAGCGGAAAACAUCAAAGAGCCAUCCAAAAAGGACAUCAACAAAGACAAAUUCGGAACAGCUCCAUUUGAAAGCGAGAAGAAACCUAAAGAAGCUUCGAAAUCGACGAAAUCGAAAUCAAAGAACGACAAGCCGAAGUUCGUGAUUGAAUCAUCGCUCGGAAAAGAUUUCUAUGCCACUCGGAAAUCGAAUGAGAGUGUCAACUCACGAGAUAGUGUUCAUGAUGAUGUCGUAAAAUCUUCGUUCAAACCCGAACUUUCCGCGCUUGUGUUCGAAAAUAAAAUUGUGGAAGAAACGUACACAUUAAAACAGGGAGAAUCGCCGGUUGAAGAAGCCAUUAGCUUGGGGGAAGCAGAGUUUGAAGACGUUGAUUUGAGGCUGGAACAGAGCUUGAAGAACGAAAGGCGAGAAAUUACGCGGAGUGUUGACGAACUCGACGAAAAAACUGUAAAAUGCAUAGGAUGUGGACGAGGUGGAAAGUGUUCCAUAAUGUAGUUGGAACAAUAGCUAGGCAUUCUGAGUUUAUUUUCGAUUUCAUAGUCGAAUUAGUGUUAAUGUGUAACCGCCAUGCAUUUCAAGUGUCAUCUCGUUUAAAAGAAAACAUUUAUAUUCCUUCGUGUUGGUGUUCAGAAGUAACUGGGUUUGAAUGAUAGCAUGAGUUUAUAAUGCAAAUUUGCUAUUAAAAAUUAUAUAAUCGUA
This is a messenger RNA of Stylophora pistillata, 975 nucleotides long. RefSeq lists its product as uncharacterized. The record is from RefSeq and is a predicted model, not a curated record. Lineage: Eukaryota; Metazoa; Cnidaria; Anthozoa; Scleractinia; Pocilloporidae.